AUGAUAUGGAUGACUUUUUAUAAUGUCAAAAGUUGCAUUGGAGAUGCUCUUAACCUAACAAUCACGACUCUCGGCCGUCAAGGACUUCUAGAAGCUUCGUCCAAUCUUGCCCGUCAAGUCACGCCGACCUUCCUUGCGUCCCAAGCCCCGUCGACCAAAGACUGCUCUCGACUUGGUCCCCAAGACACGCCACCUUUCUUGUUGUCCACGCCACGCCCAAGUUUCUCGCCUUCGCCGUGCGGGGUUCUCAGUCUCAACCGUGCGCGUCUACGUCAAUGCGCGUUUUUCGACAUUGCUGUCGGGUCGUCUCACGCACAUGCUCACACUGCCGAAUGCGCACCUUCUCACGUGCCCUCACGCACCUCCAUGCGCGACUUUCACUGGCGUGCUCCCUUGCGCUCGUGGCACUCGGGUUCGUCCAGCCUACCCUCGUUAGACCUACUCGUGCCAGGUCUAACCUCAUCAGGCCCUUGUGAGCUCUUCUGCCAGGACCCCCUCGUGUGGUUCUUGUGCGAUAAGCCCGAGUCCAUGCGUGUGUCCUUGCCUUCACUCGGGACUUUCGCCUGUUGCCAUGGUUCACUCUUCGGCAUGUCGAUCACCUCAGCCGCGUAUGGGUCGACUCAUGUCGCUCUUCUUGUGCUCGUGCGCCUCGCAUACGAGGAGGCGGAGGCUAGAUUAGGUGGUCGCAGGCAGAGGCAAAGGCUGGAAUCGGUGGUCGCAGACGGAGUGGAGGCCAGAUUAUGUGAGCUCGAACUGAAGUCGAUGGCCGCAUUAAUAGCGCCCUGUGUGUCGUGUUGUAGUCUGCCGGGGAAGAUGAGGACCCUUUCUCUAUCUAGCGCCCCCAAUAAGGCGCUCGGCUUUUCAUCCACUUUCUCGAACAAUUUGUUCUCUAGAGGUUUGGUUUCUGUGCGCCCAGUGGAGAUGCUCCCAAAACGAAGCUCAAUUGUGUGCGAAGCCACGCAGAAGAAGCCAGACUCGGCUGCAAAGAGGGCUCGCCAAGCCGAGAAGAGGCGGCUUUACAACAAGUCCCGGAAAUCCGAAAUCAAGACCCGUAUGAAGAAGUUAGUAUCUCCCGAGGAUCCCUUCAAUGAUUUUCCAACCCCGCACGUCGAGUUAGUAUCUCCCGAGGAUCCCUUCAAUGAUUUUCCAACCCCGCACGUCGAGGCUGAUCCCUUUGCUGCAUACGGCGGCCGUGACAUGCGGCGAAAGGUCCCGGUCUUCUGGGACGGCGACAAUCAACGCGACGACAUAGGCAAGCGCGAGGAGGCUACCUUCGCCCGCGGAUAUCGUGCCCGACACGCUUGGGGACUUGAUCGUGAAUAUGGUCAAUGGGAGGGCCCGUUUCGCGUUGAUAUCCCCAAAUUCGUCAGUGAGCAAGUUGAAGGGCUAUUGUACGACGGUCCGCCGAUCUUUGAUGAAGAGCCUCCGGUGACGGAGAAAAAUCUUUGCGGGGACAUGGGAAUCGUUGAGAAUGCAGUUGUCGGCAUGGAUGGAGAUGACCGCAAAAUUCGUAGUGGAUCGGCUCUUGGUUGUGCCCAAGAGUCUUGGUAUUUGUUGCUGAUGGUGGUUCUAUUAGCUUUAGAAGUACUAAGAAAAAAGCCCGAAGCCCAACCUGAAGAGGUUCUUCCGAUUGAAAAGUUGAUAGCCGAAGCAUAUUCAUGUAUUGAUAAAGCUGUCAAGGUCGGAACCCUUCACAGGAACACUGGUGCAAGGAGAAAGUCCCGCCUGGCCAGAAGAAAGAAAGCAGUCGAGAUCAAACUUGGCUGGUACACACCUGAGGCUACAGCCUCCACGGCAUAAUACGUUUUCCAUUUCCUUUUCGUUCUUUUGAUGUAUAAAUUUGCCGUGUAAUUCCUAUUUUGUUUUAGCUUUGGGACAAAAGUGUGUGAUUGUUAGAUUGGAUGAUCUUUUUGUGGACCACAUCUUUUUUCGGCCAAUUUUUACCGAAUCAUGAGAAAUGUAUCCGUUGUAUUGAUCAAUCGUCAGGACCAAACAAUUUCGAAUCCGGUGAUCUAAGAUUUAAUUUUUAUACGUCUACUCGCUAAUUAGAAUGGGCCCUAUUUGGUGUA
Molecule: messenger RNA, 2069 nt
Organism: Striga asiatica
Lineage: Eukaryota; Viridiplantae; Streptophyta; Magnoliopsida; Lamiales; Orobanchaceae
Source: the annotation of a GenBank genome assembly